CACUUCAGAAGAGAGAGAGAGACCCCGACCCGACCCGCCUCAAUGGAUCCGUGCCCGUUCGUGCGGAUCCUCAUCGGAGACUUGACCCUCAAGUUUCCCAGCGUCUCCAAACCCUCCUUCUCCACCGUCCACCCUUCCUCCUCUCCAUGCUUCUGCAAAAUCAAGCUCACCAACUUCCCCUUCCAAUUCUCCGCCGUCCCUCUCGUCCUCCCCUCCUCCGCCGGAGCCCAACCCGACCCGAACUCCCGCGCCCACUCCCUCAACGCCUGCUUCAACCUCAGCAAGCCCCAAAUCGAAGCCCUAGCCUCCAAGAAGCCCUCCCUCUCGAUCUCGAUCUACACCGGCCGCCGCGGCGCCACCUGCGGCUUGAACUCCGCCAAGCUCCUCGGCCGAGUCACGGUCCCGUUGGCGGAGCUGGCCGCCGCGGAGACGAGGCCCGUGGUGUACCAGAACGGCUGGAUUGGGAUCGGCGGGAAGAAGAACGGGUCGGGUCAGUCGCAAUUCUUUUUAAGCGUCCGGGCCGAACCCGACCCGAGAUUCGUAUUCAAGUUCGACGGAGAACCCGAGUGUAGCCCGCAGGUUUUUCAGGUUCAGGGGAAUGUGAAGCAGCCGGUGUUUACUUGCAAAUUCGGGUUCAGAAACGCCAGCGAUAUGCAGUCACGGUCAAUGUCCGAGCAGGGCACGCCGAGGAAUUGGUUGGUGCCGUUCAUGGGAAGCAACCAAAAGGAGCAGAGCGCCAAAGAGAGGAAAGGCUGGUCGUUGACCAUCCACGAUCUCUCCGGUUCUCCGGUGGCGGCGGCGUCGAUGGUGACGCCGUUCGUGGCAUCACCCGGGUCGCAGCGCGUGAGCCGGUCGAACCCCGGCGCGUGGCUGAUUCUACGGCCGGAGGACGGGACGUGGAAGCCGUGGGGCCGCCUCGAGGCGUGGCUGGAGCGCGGCGGCUCCGACACCGUGGGGUACAAGUUCGAGCUGCUCAGCACGAUUCUUGCCAACUCCACCGUCAGCGCGUCCAACGGCGGCAAGUUCACGAUUGACUUGACGUCGAGUUUGACGCCGGUGAAUAGUCCCCACAGUAGCUUCGACUUCGGGUCAGGUUCCGGGUCGUCGAGGCCCGGGUCCGGGUCCGGGUCGGACUUCGGGUUCGGGUUGAUCCCUCAGCUGCUGCAGAGAGGGUUUGUGAUGUCGUCGACGGUGGAGGGGAUCGGGAAGUGUAGCAAGCCGGAGGUGGAGGUGGGAGUGCAGCACGUGACAUGCACGGAGGACGCGGCCGCUUACGUGGCGUUGGCGGCGGCGAUGGAUCUGAGCAUGGAUGCUUGCCGCCCGUUUUCUCAGAAGCUCCGGAAGGAGCUGAGGCAGUAG
This is a messenger RNA of Fragaria vesca subsp. vesca, 1359 nucleotides long. RefSeq lists its product as uncharacterized. The record is from RefSeq and is a predicted model, not a curated record. Lineage: Eukaryota; Viridiplantae; Streptophyta; Magnoliopsida; Rosales; Rosaceae. The transcript has 2 exons. Bases 43 to 1359 code for a protein of 438 amino acids.